CUGUCAUUUAUUUUUCGAAGUGCCUACCUAAUAUUUACAAAUAUGUUUAUCCUUCGUGAAUUUUUUCAUUCGGUGAUUCCUGGGUUCUGGGGAUUCCAACAAUUUUCGGCAAUUAUAAAGCAACGCUGUAUAUCAUCCAUUGAUAAUUGAUAAUUCGUAGGUUAGAUUAAAAAACGGAAAGUGAAAAAACACCUAUUAAUAAACAAGUUGACUUGAUAAUUUUGUUAAUAUGAUUUCGCAAAAUACAGUCUUCAGGAGCCACUCCCAAAUAAACUUAAUGAAUGAACUGAAAAUCUUCAUUAAGAGUGCAACGAUAAAAGACAAAUCCACAUUAUUGGACCUGACUAAAACCGCUUUGACCCUUUUAAAGAAUUUACCCUCUUGUAGAUCGGCAGUAUUCGAUUUCUUUUGUACCGUUUUUCAUACAACCUCAUUAAAUUAUAUAGAAGGAAUAGAAACGGAAAUAAAUACGGGAAAGUUGCCGUCUCUGCCGGAAACAGAUGAGAUUGUUAUAUCAGAAAUAUAUGUGGCAUUAACUUCAUUAAUAGCAGAAAAUUCGACAGCUUGGGCGCCAAUAAUCAGUACAUGGUCGUUAGAGCUAUUGGGAGAUAUUUCAACCAAGUAUGCUGGCCGGGCACAUAUUUCAUCUAGCUUGAAUGAAACUCUGCAAUUGUGGAUGGGCUGUCGAGCAACCAAAACCCUGGUUGAUAUAAAUACCAAGUGUUUGUCAAGUCUUAUCUACUCAGACACAGAAGCGUGCAUUAGUGCUUUAUUAGACACAUCUGUGAAACAUUCACCCAAUUUUGAUUGGGUUGUUGCCCAUGUUGGAAGCUGUUUUCCCAAUACAGUUAUUACCAGGGUGUUAUCAGUGGGCUUGAAAGAUUUUUCACUGAACAGGUCAUAUGACCAAGUCUGCAAUUCACCAAAAUUAAAAUCGGUCGUUGGCAUUCUGGGUCAUCUUGCAGGAAGCCAUGUGCAAGACAUAAGAAAUGCCAUAGUGGAAAUGUUUACUUGGAGUUUGCGUGAAGCUUUUACAGACACAGAUGCUAGCAGGGUGCAGAAGAAGGCUACUGUGCCUUAUAUUUUGCAUUUAGCUUAUUUGUCUUCAACCCUUCUCUCAUCAAUUUGUAACGAAACAAGACUAUUGCUGACUACAGAUGUUAUUGGAAAGUUGUACCACAUGGCGGAUGAUUGGAUAAAGUAUUUUGGAACUCCUGAAAAUUUGGAAGAUCACAUUAUCACAUUAAUACUUAGAUGUGAGACUGGUGGGAUUCAAAUCAUUAAUUUAUUACUAAAUUGUGCCCAAAUUACAAAACUUAAAGGCUGCAAUGACAUUAUAAAAAGCUGCAUUAAAGAGAAAGCAUUGGAAAUUCUCGAAAAUAUUAUUUACAAAAUAGACGAUUCGAUUCGAAGCGGCGAGGCUGUGGAAAUAAUGACUUCUUGCUGCAAGGAUAUUCAAGAGAUUAACAAAAUGCUUUUGAGUCCAAACAAAAUCGAGUCAGAAGUGGCGGGUCGAUUUGUUAUUUACUUGGGCAAUAUUAAUCCGUCAAAUUUAAUAAAAUCCUCAACUUAUCUCCUAGAAUAUGCUACAAAGUCGGAACAAUUGGUGCUGCUCUUAAAAUUGUUGCUCAACGAGUUAGGGGAUAAGACAGUGCCUCCUUAUAAUGAGAAGGGCGGUUAUUUCUCUGUCGUUUUGGAGCAAAUUCUGAGCAGGAACAUACAAAAGUUCUCGAACACAAAUAAGGAGAAUUUAGAUUUAUCGCAAAUGUGGGACAAUCUGCUGACGUUGUUAAAGUGGGAAAAAAAGAAACAAAUCGCUUUAAUGGAUUGCCAUAUUGUAACCAAAGCGUUGGAAGAGAACUUUAUAAAGUUGACGUCGAUAUUCUCGAGCGAAGUAAGCCACAUACAUAUAAUAGCGGACAUAUUGGACGAAAGUGAAAUGCCCAAUGUUGGAUCUUGUUAUAGCCCUUCGGUAAGAAUAAUACUCAAUCUAACGCAGGCUACCGUGAAUUAUUUUUUCGCCUGUUGCCGCGAGGAGGGAACGUCUCGAAAACUGAAGGGCUUCAAAAAAGUUUGCAACAUUAUGAAACGUCUCUGCACCUACUCGAAAGUAGCGAAAGUGUUGGCUUUGAGGGAGCUGCUGGAGAGGGCUCUGUUUAGAAGCGACAACGUUUUGUUCGGCGCUAAAAAUCAAGUAAUUCACGACGGCAGCGAAAAACUGCUCCUAAAGCAGAAUAAAAAGUUCAACAAGACCAUACCGCUAACGAAGCACUCGUCAUUAUUUAACGGCGGUAUAAUAGGCAAGGGCAAACGUAAAGCGGUUGCUGCGGAAGAAAUCCACCCUGAUGUCGUGGCGUCCAACACCUACGAACUUAUAAACACGAUCAAAGCGUGCUGCGCUUUGCCGGAAGAAAAGAAGUAUACGGAAAUAUCUUUGGACAGUAUGACUCUCUUGUCUCUCCUGCUGGUGCAGUUUGUUAGUCCCGACGUGAUGUACAACGGACUUCCUUGGCCUGAAGAGGAGUUUUCAAAGGUCACUAUUGAACGAGAUUUGUUCAUAAGGAGAAUGUUCAUCAAUAUUCCUCUCCUUUGGGACCUAUUGAGUUUCGUCGCCAUAAAUCGUCCUGCCCUGUGUUAUUGUUCGGUGCUACUGCGGGCGCUGACUGCGACUUUAAUACACCAAUGGAAGAGCGUCGGCAGUCACACUAAAUCCAGCGAGACCGAGAAUUAUCGCACCCUGAUGAGUACUACCGUUAAAGUAAUAGAUAUCAUGUCCUUGGGGCAGCUUCUUCCCCCUCCUUUGCCAAGUAUAGGAAAGAUUCUGCCCCACUUGGAGUAUUACGAGAUUGUGGACAUUUUACGAGACUGCGUGUGGUGUUACAUGAGGGAUCAUAUUCCGUCGCCGGCAUUGUUUAGUUGCGACGUCAAUGAGAUCCACUGGCGGGAUCCGAUAACGGCGAGACCUCCCGAGAUUUACACGAACACGUUGCGCAUUAUCAUGCAACGCAAUAUAGGAACUUUGGGAUCCAUGUACUCCCAGAUGUUUAUAAACCUUCCCACUCAUUAAUAAAAUAU
Messenger RNA from Cylas formicarius (sweet potato weevil), 3075 nucleotides. RefSeq names its product integrator complex subunit 5 (gene omd). NCBI's taxonomy places the organism in Eukaryota, Metazoa, Arthropoda, Insecta, Coleoptera, Brentidae. Gene Ontology annotation, biological process: snRNA 3'-end processing. The record is from RefSeq and is a predicted model, not a curated record. The transcript has a single exon. Gene Ontology annotation, cellular component: integrator complex. Bases 230 to 3067 code for a protein of 945 amino acids.